Rhizophagus irregularis DAOM 181602=DAOM 197198 is the source of this 689-nucleotide messenger RNA. NCBI's taxonomy places the organism in Eukaryota, Fungi, Glomeromycota, Glomeromycetes, Glomerales, Glomeraceae. The record is from RefSeq and is a predicted model, not a curated record.
UUUAACAUAAACAAUAAAUCAAUACAUUUAAACAACAAAAAAUUUAAACAUACAAAAACGAGAAAAAGAUGUCAUCACAAGUUGAAGAAUUCAUUCCCGGUGGUUAUCCAGUCACCCCACAACAUGAGAAUACAUUAGGAGACUUGGAAAAUAGCAACAUAGAAAACAAUGCAGAAAAUGAUACCACAGUAGAUAAGGCAGAAAACAAAGACGUCGUAAACGCAGAAAAUAAGGAUGUAGAAAACAAGACCGCAAAAAACGACAUAGAAAACAAGACAGAUGAUGAUAUAGAAAACAAGGCAAAAAACGUCGAACAACAAAAACCCAAAGAUGAACGAGUGGAUUUAGGUAUUAAACCUCUUGGUAAUCAACCACUUCCUUCACCAUAUAAGCCUGAAGCUGAAGGUGCUGAUCGUUCUGUUCAUAAACAAUCUGAGGGAGCUAAAGGAGAGAUGACCCCUCCAGGCAAAACUACCGCUGUACAUCCUGAAAGUCAAAAUUCUGGUCCUAGAAUAACUAAGAGAGAUAGAAUUAAUGCUACUAUAAGUAAAGCUGUUGGUAUCUUUAAACAGAAACUUGGUAAAUUGAUUAAAAAUGAUGACUUAGUCGCAAGAGGUACAGAAGAGAAAGAUGAAGCUGACAAAACAAAAGAAAAUGCAGAAGUUCAGAAGAAAAUGAAUGAAUUCUAA